Meleagris gallopavo (turkey) is the source of this 6052-nucleotide messenger RNA. RefSeq names its product MIER1 transcriptional regulator (gene MIER1). Gene Ontology annotation, cellular component: nucleoplasm. The record is from RefSeq and is a predicted model, not a curated record. Gene Ontology annotation, molecular function: transcription corepressor activity; histone deacetylase binding. Lineage: Eukaryota; Metazoa; Chordata; Aves; Galliformes; Phasianidae. Gene Ontology annotation, biological process: negative regulation of transcription by RNA polymerase II.
UUUAGGGUGGUGGCAAGUUCUUGAUGGCAAAAGCCUAGCAGUGCUGCUGGGACUGGGGCUAUUGCCCUUCAGGGCAGUGCUUCAGCCAUACUGCGGUCUGUUUGCUUGAACUUCUGCCAUCCCAAACUCACAGUGAGUGCUAUACUUCCCUUGGGAGCCCUGCUCUGCUGCUACCCCCCUACAAGUGCCCACACCCUCUCCCAGCUGAGAGCCCAUCAGCAGCCAGCUGGGGAGGAGUGCAGAGCAUUAUUUCUCCUUAGCCAUAGGCUAGUACCAGGUAAAAAAGAUACUGGCCAUUAAUAAAUACGGCUUGAAUGUUGGACAGAGGUUUUAUUUUAUCUUCAGGAGUGCUAGCUUGUGUAAGAGCCUUCUAAGAAUGACUCAUUCUAAUAGCUGAGCAGAAAGAACAGUUUUUAGAUGCCAUUUGCAGAAUUUAUCAUUUACUAAGUAACAUAGUUUAUCCCUUCAAGUAGAUUUUUUAAGGGCUUUCUAGGAGGCUAAAUCCAGCUCUCUGCUCUAUGAGGGCAGAGGCAUUUCUGGAAUAAUGUUUCAUCAUAAGUCACGAGAUGGGCUUUUUUCCUUAUGUUUCCAGGCCACUUCUGCUUUUCUGCCCUCGUCUCAGGGCAGCUUGGGGGCCAGGCGGUUGGUUUUGGGAUGGUUGUACUGCCAUCCUCCAGGUGUGCAGCUUCAUCAGACAAACAGCACAUAGCAGGGAGGAGCUGGUCGCUGUGGGCUGAUUUUGGUACCCAGUGGCAGCUCAGCCUGUGCUAGUAAUGCCUUGCACUGGGUGUUUUUCUAAGGUAAUCUUGUUGCACUUCUAGCAGGACUGCAGUCCAGUACAGAAUUAUGUAUGUGUACAAGUACCUAUCAUGAAUGCACAAAUCAAAGUUUUCCAAAUGAUUUCUCGGCCAAAUGCAGGCAGUUUUCCCUGAAGGCAGCAUUGUGCAUUAUGUAAGAUAAUAACAUCCUUGAUCCCAAGCAGAAUCUCAGUUUCCAGAAGGCAGUGGGGAAGGAGGUACUGUGGCUUGCUGGAGUCAGAAGUCAGUCUUUCUGGCUUUGCAAAACCACUCCAAUCGCUGUGUUCCUGAACCAUUUGCUUGCAUUUUCAAACCAAACAAGGGUUGCAUGUCAGACAUGCAAAUCUGAGCCCAGGAGGGUAAGGAUUGGCAAAGCUAUAAGCAAGGGACAGCAGGAUUUUGUGACAGAGAUGUGUGAUAAAUGUAGGGUUACCAGACAUGGGAGCCUAAGGAUGGCUGUACACGAAGGUUAUUGUGACAGUGAGUGUUUUUCUGUGUUUCAGAACUCGUGCUUGUUUUGUAGUCAUUGAUUUGCAUCGGUUUGUUACAGUCACACUUGGGAAGAAAAUCAGGCUUGCAGAGUAUUUGCUGCUUUUUUUUCUUCAUGGUUGUGUUAGAGAUUAAAUUGCUUUUUUCUGUUUGUACUAUGAGGAAUUCUCAGUGUGGCUUGUGCUUACCUUUUCAAAGUGUGCAUUUAAUUGAAAUGUAAAGGAGAUUCUUGUGUUAGCUAACAAGCAGUUUCAAACACAAAUAAUGAUUUAUUGUUUACCUUUUCAAAUGUGAAGAAUAAGUUGUUAUAACUCGUGUUUCCACUGUCACUGUGAUCUGUUGAAUAUAGAGCUGGGCUGUGGAAAAGGGAGUUUAGUACAGAGGGAUAGAUUGGGGUGGAGCUGCUCAAAUCUCACCUUGUAACUUAAGUUUGGACGUAUUCAACAUAGAAAAAUAAUUUCCUGUGUUUUUUGUUUUUUUUUCUUUUUAGCCUUCUGUUGAGUCUUCAAGUCCAGGAGGUUCAGCAACAUCUGAUGACCAUGAAUUUGAUCCAUCAGCUGAUAUGCUGGUGCAUGACUUUGAUGAUGAACGGACAUUAGAAGAGGAGGAAAUGAUGGAAGGAGAAAGAAACUUCAAUUCUGAAAUAGAGGAUCUUAACAGGGAAAGCGAUAUGCCAAUCCAGGAGCUGCUUAGCCUUUAUGGCUAUGAUGGCACCAUUCCACUCCAAGAAGAUGAUGAUGAUGAAGAUGAGGAAGAGGAAGAGGAGGAGGGAGAAGACGAUGAUGAUGUUGAUAACGAUGACAACAGUGGCUGCAGUGGUGAAAACAAAGAGGAGACCAUAAAGGAUUCAUCAGGUCAGGAAGAUGAGACACAGUCAUCUAAUGACGACCCAGCACCAUCAGUUGCUUCUCAAGAUCCACAGGAGUUGAUUCGCCCUCGUCGAUGUAAAUAUUUCGAUACAAACAGCGAAAUAGAAGAGGAGUCUGAAGAAGAUGAAGAUUAUAUUCCCUCAGAAGACUGGAAAAAGGUAAAUAUUAAGGAAAUCAUGGUGGGCUCUAUGUUUCAAGCUGAAAUUCCAGCUGGCAUAUGCAGAUACAAAGAGAAUGAAAAAGUGUAUGAGAACGACGACCAGCUGUUGUGGAAUCCUGAUGUCUUACCAGAAGAUAAAGUGAUUGAGUUCCUAAACGAGGCAUCGCGGCGCACAGGUGAUGAGAAGGGCCUGGAUGCCAUUCCUGAGGGAUCACAUAUUAAGGACAAUGAGCAGGCGUUGUAUGAACUGGUUAAGUGCAAUUUUGAUACUGAGGAAUCUUUACGAAGGCUGAGGUUUAAUGUGAAGGCAGCCAGAGAAGAAUUAUCUGUUUGGACAGAAGAAGAAUGUAGGAACUUUGAACAGGGGCUGAAAGUCUAUGGCAAGGAUUUUCAUGUCAUUCAGGCAAAUAAGGUACGAACAAGAUCAGUUGGUGAGUGCGUAGCAUUUUAUUACAUGUGGAAGAAAUCAGAGCGCUAUGAUUUCUUUGCACAACAGACGAGAUUUGGAAAGAAGAAAUACAAUCUUCAUCCCGGCGUAACAGAUUACAUGGACCGCCUCCUAGAUGAAAGUGAAAGUGCAGCCUCCAGCAGAGCUCCGUCCCCUCCGCCCACAGCCUCCAACAGCAGCACCAGCCAAUCUGAGCGAGAGGACAGCACCACCAGCAGCAGCAACCAGAACGGGCUGUCUGCUAAUGGACCGGGAGAGAUAGCAAGUAAGGAUGAAGCAAAACCAGAAGGACUGCACGUCAACGGACCUACUGGUGGCAAGAAAACCCCUCACGCAGAUCUGGAUACAAAUGGGUAUGAAACUGAAAGUCUUUCCCUUGACCCCAAAGUUGCUCAUUCAACUUCAAGAAGUGAAAAUGAUUUUGAAGAAAAAAAUGAAAGACCUCUAAAAAGAAGAAGAAUUAAUAGCAAUGGUAAAGAGAGUCCUGGUUCUUCAGAGUUCUUCCAAGAAGCAAACUCCCAUGGGAAGCUGGAAGAGCUGGAAACAUUGGAUGACUGAAUAAUAGGAGCAGAUUUUAUUCCUUGGAGUAAAUCUUGGGUGUCUAAAAUUUUCAGGGUUGAUGGGUUACCUUGCAGAAUCCAGUUCCAUAAAACACUGCUGAGAUUUUUCUAAUAGCUUCUGGUCAGCUCCGCAGAUCUGCUUCUUUGGUUGUGUCAGUGCUGAAAAGCAGCAGCAGAAUAUUCUGUUCCUGAGGUGCCAGCUGCAGCUCUGGGAACACAGAGGCACUUAGGAGCAUUUGAGAAACAAAUCAGAGAUUUUCUGUCAAAAUGCUUCCAACCAGCAGGAAAUUGGGUGUAAGUUGAUCUGAGCGUUGCACAGGUGAACAAAGCAGGGGCUGGUUACAAUUUCUGAUCGUUGGGGGAAGUUAAAACGAAUCCCAAAUCCCAAGACAUGCACAGAGUGGGCACAGAGACUCCUAACAGAGAGCAGCACGUGUCACCUGGCUGGUAAGGAACCCGCACGAAUCCUGAAAGUUACGAGCACAACUAUUUUUAUAUAUAGAAGUUUUAAAAGGUAAAUAAACCAGGUCAGGUUUGUCUAUGUAAAAUUGUUGACAUCAAUGAUGUCUUUCCAUAUUCUUAUCUGGGCUAAAGAAAUACAUUCUGUAUUUUUCCAGAUUUCUUUGUAGCCUUUGAAAGAUUUUUACAGUACUUAACGUCUUGAUCAAACUGUCCUUUCUUAAAACAAAAGCUUGUAUAAUUUUCUUAGCUUGUACAGUUGGUAAACUUUUAUGAGAGAAUUAAUAUCCUGAGUCUGAUGUCAGCUUCGUUUUAUUUUGCUGAAGUCUUUUCUAAGAAAAAGAAAAAAACCAACCACAAAAAAAGAAGAAGCCAAACCAAACCAACUGACCUAGAAAAAAAAAUGCUUCUCAGGCACCAACGUGGUGUUGUCUUCUCUAAAGCAGUAAGUCACGAACAUCAAGAAUGGUUAGAAGUCCUUUGAUUUUAAAAAGUUGCUUUUUCUUACUUGUUUUGUGAGAGCAAUGCGAAGGAUUUGUUAGGCGCGGCGCUCGCCUUGCACAAGUCCUUCUGCUUUCCUUAUGCAUUUCCCCUUUUAUUUUGAGCUCGGAGAAAUUUCCUGUCAGCCACACGCUGCAGUUUGCCACACCGUGGUCGCUGAGGUCAGCUGUGAGAUUUUCACCUCCGUGUCAGAGGAGAGAAGGGGAUGGGUGAGGCGGUGCCAGCAGUGGGGCAGCUGCCUCUGAGCACUCAGACCCCCCAGGGGUGGAUGUUUCAGAAGGAGCAGCGCCGCCAUGUAUAAAUGCAUGGCACAGAACAGAUGCAGCUGUACAGCUGGGGUGUAGCACAUCACCUGCUGAAGGAGGGAACUGGCACCAAAAACUCUGGUGCUGGGAGCUCUGCCACUGCACGUGGCAUGGGGUGAUGCUCACCUUCCCACCAGCCCCAGCUUAAGGUUGUUGAUGUAGGGUUACAUCCAUGACACAGAAACAUCCUUGAUAUCAGUGUGUGUUUCUCUUAAAGGAACAAAAACCUCAAGUUUUGUUUUUUGGUUUUUUUUUUAAGCUGCAGCUACACAUCCUGCUGUAUGAAAAAUAGGAAAAAGUGUUCGUAUAAUUCAUAAUCUCGUCUCCUCCUGCACUUGUUUUCACUGAAACGAUCUUAUAAGUUUAUGAGGCUUCACAAUAUCAGCUUUAAACGUGUGGUCCUACGGUUGGAAAAGCACCUGCACAGGGCUGUGCUCCUCAGCCACGUGCACUCACUGCAUGGUGAGGGAGGAGCUGCAGCUCUGGGUGCAGCCCAGCUCUGCCAACACGAGGAAGCACAGUGCUGUAAGCUGCUGUGAUGUGGAGCAGACACCCACCUGGGAUUAGGCGCAGUUGUGGGAGGCACACAGGUGGGGGAUGGUUCCUGCUCAUCCCACAGCAGGGCUGGGCUUCCAAGGAGGUUGCUGUUGGCUUGGCAAUCUCUUUCAGUAACAGAAACCCAAAGUGUCGCAGCCUUCCCAUGGAGAUGGGCUCUGGGUGGCUGCAGAUCUUCUUUCCUCCUACAGCCCUAUUUUCUAUUUUAUGGUUACACAUUUUUGUUCGCGAGUUGGAAAUACUUCCAAAAAUUUAUAGGAAAGUUUAUAAGUAAGUUUAUAAGUACAUAAAUUGUCUCAGGCUUGUGUGUGAAAUACAGCACCGUGUAUAUUUUCAGGAACGUUGCUUUGUUUUUCCUUACCUUUUUCUGAUGAUAAUAGAAAAGACAUUCCAUAAUCAACAAGUACGUAAUGCUCAGCUAGACUUUAAGAAUAUUUAAUUAUAAUUUACGUUUUGUUCAUGCUGGUGUUUUAUAUGCAAUACUUGUUCACGUUCUUCAACCUGCAGCCACUAUCACUUGAUAAGUCAUUGCACUACUAAGGCUAUUUAAAUUAAUUCUAGACAUUUAGCGACCGGUUUCAUUUAGAAAGCAUUCAGUACAAGUGGAGCCCAGAAGGUACUGAACUCGAUUCCAAGCUGCAUGGGACAGAGCACAGAUCACAGCAUGCCAUGCAGGUCGGGGCUCCACGCGGCCUGAGCUGCAGCCACUGCAACUGAACGGAGCUCCACGGGGUGCCUGAAGGGUGGAAGCGGUGUCAAAGACAAGGGACACAGCCACGCAGACUUCACAAUUGGUUUUUAUACGUUUUGUCACACAUAGUAAUUUUGCACUGUUAGUACUUCCCCUUGUCUUAACCCUGUUCCCUGUCUGCAAUUCUGAGAAAGCUUAUUAAAAUAUUUUUGUAAACA